Messenger RNA from Acanthoscelides obtectus, 607 nucleotides. Lineage: Eukaryota; Metazoa; Arthropoda; Insecta; Coleoptera; Chrysomelidae. The record is from the annotation of a GenBank genome assembly.
AAAAAUUCGAUGGGUCACAGAAACGCCCUGCGAUUGGCUGCGACUCUGGUGACGUCACAUGCAAGUAAACAAACAUCGCGUUGAACCUCCAUCUACUUCGGUGGAAUGUUAUUGGAAAAAGCCAACAUUGUCAAGAGUAGGGACUACUCUGAAGUACAUCACGGUGCAGCAGAUGUCGAAAAAGGAAGUACCGGACAGACCAAGUACAUCAGCACUUUACACAGACUUUAUUUUGGAAGCCAAAAAAAGAAAACUUCAACACUGUGAAUUGAUAAAAUAUCAGGACAUAAUGAAGACAACAUUCAACAGAGCUGCUAUCAGUGCAAUUGAAGAAGCAACAAGAAUGCAGUACAAGAGCAGCUUGUGGUAUGAGAUGAGGUAUGGCCGUAUCACAGCUUCAAAGGCACAUGAAGUGAGCGUAUGUCAUACACCUGAUGGUUCAUUGGUUGCUACUAUAAUGGGCGCAAAAAUACCAGAUACUAUUGCAAUGAAAAGAGGUAGAAGUUUGGAGCUAUCUGUCCGGAAGACAGUUAGUACAACAUUGAACAAAAAAAUCAUGUGGACUUUAUGUAUGCCAAGACAAUCCCAUGCUUGCAGCAUCUCCUGA